UCUUGUGAAGUUGUUUUUUUUUUUUAAAGGCAGUUUGAGUUUCAUGAAGAAUGAAGUUCGAUGCUGACUUUCAUUUGCUCUGAACGUGGAGAGGGCCUUUCUUAACGACUCAGGACAGGGAGUGGUUCACCUUCUACGAGCGAUGGAAAACUGAUAAGCAACAUGCAACACGCAGCCUUUAAUGCUGACCGGAAGCAAGAGCAAUAAUUUUCUCCUGGCGGAAGUAAAUGUUCAUAAAGAAACGGAAAUGGCUUUUCACUUCCUUCCCUAAAUGCGGUGACACAACACUGGACAGUUGUUAAAGGAGACGAGAAGAAAAAAAGGAUGAUGGUCACCUGUACUUCGAUUGGAAACAUCGAUUCUCUUGAAGUGGCAAAGCGCCAGAAUCAAAUGGAAAGCGACAGUGGGGAUUCCCCUACAGUAAAUCAGUAAUUUGUAAUAUAACCGGAAGCUCUACGCCCUUUCCAUCGCAGAUUUUGCAGUCUCUGUUUGUUGAAUCAUGGCCUCUGAAAGUAGACCCGUCUAUCUUCUUGGUAGCGGAGGAGAAUUUGACGAAAUCGUAGAAACAGUACACGCAACAGGGAGCAUUAACGGUGACUUCCAAGGUGCGAGAGAUCGCUCCUCGUCUAUGAUCUCGAUCGUGUCGGAACAAUAUGGAGAAUACACAACUUAUGAAGACAGCGACAGUGAUAAAGAAGCAGCCGGGAUCGACGACAGCAAGCCUGUGACUAAAGACGACGCUGAGAUAAAUCUAAGCUUGAAUUCUUCCUGUCGACGUCUGAGGUGGCUGCGGUUCUACCUUGAGUUUAUCACAUUUCAGUGGUACCCUCAAAACGCUUCACCAAAACGUAAGGUGUUUUCGAAUGUGAUGCAGUUCUUGAUAGUAAUUUUCCUUGGCUGUUGUUAUGCCUAUGACAUGGGCGCAUUCCACAACAGAUCGCUGAUCCAGGAAGAAUUGAAAGAAACAGUGACAGCCGUUAAAAACAUCGUCUGGUCUUUAAGAUACCUCGAGAUGUACAUUCUUGGUUUGUUUUACUUUCGAAAGCGCCACUUUGAAAGAAUGCUCUCUGAGGUGAUUAUAACCAGGCGAUAUUGGAAAAAAGUUCGACGUACGUUCUUGAAGACAAGCGCGGCUGUGUUUUUCGGUGUUUUCGCUGUGCCAGUUUUCUUUAGAGUCAUUCAGAUGAAUAUAACCACUAAGAAAGUGGAAUCGUUCGACCUGAAGGAAAUCGCUGUGACUCUUCCACUUUCUGUUCUAGCCCGACUUGUGGCCCUGCCAAUUUUCGUUGUGUUCAUUUUCGCGGUAUACAUCAUCUUCAGCCAAGUUCGUCUCUUCAAGGAAAAGAUACAAAAGUGGCUCGAGGGCAUGGAAGACGCUAGAAAUCGGUUUAUCGACAUCAGACAAACGAUCCGUAAUGCAGAGAGGGCUUUCCAACCCUUUUUGUUGAUGCAUCUGCUGUUGCUACUGAUUCUUCUUGUCCCCUCAAUUUUUUCAUUUGCUGAACGUCUUCAAACGGAAAGCCACUACAAACAGACCUAUAGUGACCAAACACAACUAACAAGAGCCAGGGAAGAACCACGAGACCCGACCACCCUUGUUGUUAUUGGCAACCAAAGCAACUACCACCCACAGCAACUGGCUAUUUACCUGAAGCUAGCAGAUCCCAUGGGUAAUAAAAAUACCACACUAUCCGGGGCCCCUAAGAAGCACACUGUUUCCAAGACGGAUGGAUGGAUGAUUGCCAAAAUCAUCUGUGGUGCCUUGGCAGAUUUCCUGGAAAUGCUGGUAUUAUACAGCCUCCCUAUAGUUUUCCUGGCCAAGCUGCACAAAAUAGUUACCAGUCUCCCUCAGGUUGUCCAAGAUCUCAAAUUCAGUGAGCAGAAAAAUGGAGAAUAUCUCUUUCAAAAUGAUGAAAUCCUGAGAAAAAUGAAAGAAGACUUGGAAAAUGGAAGAGGUAUUCAGAUCUUAGGCAUCGAUUUGACAGGUGUCAAGGCCGCUCUGUUGACACUGAUGAUGCCUUUCCUUACAACAGCCAUACAUCUGCUGUUUGUGCAUGUUGACCUCGACUGACAGCCAAAGGAAAAAAAAAUGCAUAUUUGGCAACUUUCACAAGGCAAGAUUAGAAAAUAAAUAAACAUCAAUGCUAGUGGAGAUUAGAAAACUAAAAAAAUAGUCAUUUUACUCACUGCUUAAUGCACAUAACAAUUAGUUGACUUAAUCUCAUAUUCACAAACCUAGGCUCCUAAAAGUGUAAAUACAAUCUGCCUAAAAGUAGAUAUCUUUAUAACCCUACCAACCAUAAUUUACUGAAUAUGGAUAGGCUGUUAGGAUAAAAAUUCAACUUUUUAGUCGUGAGAACAACUAAAGAUAUAUCAUUAGCUUGUAGAUAGUCAAGUCCCUGACUUUAGAAGCCUUUCUACCUGAUUGUAUGUAUGCAUGUAUUUCUGGCAAGCAUUGAAGAGCUCAUAAUAUUUUAUGUACGACAAACAAAGGAUAGUACUUGUAGAAAUGCAUGCUUUUGACUCUGACAUUAAAAAAAAUAAAAAGGAAAAAGUGGAACCAACACUUUCCAUGUUUCCAGGAUAAAAAGGUACAUUUUUUUUAAAAAAGUGUUCACAUAGUGAGGUCCUGGCAUUCUGGGGAAAUGAAGUUCCAUGUCUCCUUUUUGUUUUCCUUUGUGAAGGUUUUGAAACAAUAUGAGCUUCAUUUUGUUACAAUAUAAUAAUUGUUUAAUUAUCACUCAAGUACACACUGUAAAUAAUGCAUAAUAACAAACAAAUGUAUGAUGCGCGAUCCUAUGAACUUCAUAUA
Stylophora pistillata is the source of this 2812-nucleotide messenger RNA. RefSeq lists its product as uncharacterized. The record is from RefSeq and is a predicted model, not a curated record. NCBI's taxonomy places the organism in Eukaryota, Metazoa, Cnidaria, Anthozoa, Scleractinia, Pocilloporidae.